Messenger RNA from Serendipita indica DSM 11827, 4359 nucleotides. The record is from the annotation of a GenBank genome assembly. Lineage: Eukaryota; Fungi; Basidiomycota; Agaricomycetes; Sebacinales; Serendipitaceae.
AUGUCGGCCAGAAAGUUGACCAAGCCCAAAAAACCAUACACGAAUGCAAAUCCAUCCGCUUCCUCAUCCUUUGUACGAAGUUCACCGCGCCCAGAGUACGAAGAGUCCGACCCGGUCGAUUUGCACGCCAUCCUCUCCGAAGCAAUAGACAAGGUAUUGGACGAGGGAGUAGGCAUACUCUUCUUUCUAAAAUCAGCUUGCCGAGAGACGAAGCGCAUUCUGGAGGACAUAUCGACUAUGGACGGCAACAAGGAGGAAUGGAACGAACUAGUACGACGUGUAAGGGAAAACAUGUCCGUGAUUGAAAAACAAGUUGCCUUUUUUGAGUCGUACCCUCCGGAGGACACUGUCAUCGACACGGAAUCCAGCGGGCCCCUCUUCUACUAUGUCCAAUGCCUCGAGAAUGUGCACGAGACGAUCGUCGGGCUGAAAGAGCAACCAGCUCGCACCAAAUCCGGCUUUUUGAAAGCGUUUAGGAAACCUAGGGUCGAUAUCCGGAAACUCUAUCGAGAGAUUGAGGGCCGAUAUAGACAGCUCAUGUGCGUGCUAAAGCCGACGAACACAAAGCUACCAAGAGUGUCAUUCGUCGCAGCCUCGAUCCACACUACCUGUCUGCAAGGAACGCGCACGGAUGUCCUUGGGAUGAUGUGGAACUGGGCUCACAAUGAUACACCCGGGAGGCCAAUCUUCUGGCUCUGCGACGUUGCCGGCUCUGGGAAAUCCACAGUCGCCAUGUCUGCAGCGGGAAUAUGGCAUGAUCAGGGAUUGCUCGGUGGCGCUUUCUUCUUCUCCCUCACCAGCAACGAAGUAUCGAACACUGACAAGUUCUGUUCUGCUAUGGCACGCGACCUCGUCCGCACCACCCGGCGUGUUAUACCAUACAUUGCGGAAGCGGUCAAACAAAAUCCAUCCAUCAUGCAAAGCUCGUUUGGCCAACAGUUCCAGACGCUCAUCGUCGGUCCUCUUAAUCGUCAUCAGGAGACUGUCAUUCUCGUCAUUGACGCUCUUGACGAAUGCCAAUCGUCCUCGCAGAGGAGAGAGCUUCUAGAGGCACUUUCUACUGCUGUUCGCGGGACCAAGAAUCUCAAAAUCUUCAUCACGAGCCGACCGGACCCUGCCAUUGAAGCAGUCUUGGGACCGCUUGCAAUCAAAGCCAACCUGGAGGACCGUGUGCAAGGUCUCAAUCACCCCAAUCCUCUCAACGAUGUUGCGAUCUACGUACAUCGUUCACUGGGUGGCAUACUGCCUCCCGAAAAGAGAUGGCGCCUCAUCGAAAAGGCCAACGGAUCGUUUGUAUGGGCGAGCACCGCGUGCCGAAUGCUCAGGAGCGAAGCGAAUCUCAGGAAUCCCGAAAAAAUCUAUGAUCGAAUCAUGGCCCUGGUUCAAAAUGGAGGGAUAUACGAGCUAUACGCCCUCAUUUUCGAACACACAGACAGAAACUUCUAUGUAAUCAUGUGCCAAAUGCUCGCUCUGCUAGCAGUCGCGUUUGAACCGCUCACGAUGGACGACUUCGAGGACCUGCUGAAACAUGCCCGCGUAGGAGGAAGUGGCAAAGACUUGGUGCAGAGUCUGGAAAGCGUACUCAGUAUGGACCCAAGUACAAACAAGAUUCACUUUCGUCAUCCCACCGUCGUUGAGUACCUUCGGUACUGCUCCGCUCCUCCAGCCGUCGAUAGCCGCAACAGACUCUAUAUCGACAUUGCUAAUGCACAUGGCCAACUCGCCUGGUGGUGUCUCAAAGGCCUCACGUCGCCGACCGUCGGACUCAAGUUCAAUCUAUGUCAAGUCGAGUCGUCUUUCUACCUCAAUCGACAACUCCCAGACCUGGAAGAGAGGAUAUCAAAGUAUAUUCCGACGCGACUUCAGUAUGCCAGCUCCUACUGGUCGUUUCAUGUAGCGGAAACGGGCGAGGACUGGCGACGGACCUUCAAAAGCGAAGUUCAAUGGAUUGUUCAAAGUCCACAGGUGCUACACUGGAUGGAGGUUCUGAGCUUCACGGGAGGAGUGCUGCGAGCGAUAUCUGGUCUUAAAGCUACAACGCGCCAUGUUGGGUUUGAUGAGGAGACUAGAAGCGCCAUACUUGAGACGCGACAGUUUCUGAUGGCAUUUUCGGUGCCGAUUCAGGACAGCGCUCCGCACAUCUACAUCUCGGCGCUUCCAUUUACUCCCACAAAGUCGAUUCUACAUAGCGAGCUCACAAAGAGAUAUUUAAAUACUCUCACUGUGACGCAAGGACUGGAGGAGAGGUACCCUGUGCUCCCCAGAACUCUUCAAGGACACAAGGGCGAGGUAUAUGCCAUUGCAUUUUCGCCAGAUGGCUCGCGAAUGAUCUCUGGCUCGAAUGACAAUACAAUACGGCAAUGGGAUGCAGACACUGGCCAGCCGUUAGGAGCGCCUCUUCGUGGUCAUGAAAAGGCAGUGAACAGCGUCGCUUUCUCACCAGACGGCUCACGAAUUAUCUCUGGCUCGUGUGAUAUGACCAUUCGACUCUGGGAUACGGAGAGCGGUCAGCCUAUCGGAAAGCCCUACAAAGGCCACGAAGCAUCGGUGACAGCUAUUGCAUUCUCGCUGGGCACGUCAUGCAUUGCCUAUGGAUUCGAAGACAAUACGAUUGGAUUAUGGAAUCCGAACACUGGUCAGCUGCUUCGAGAGCCAAUCAAAGGUCAUACAAAAUUGGUCACGGCUCUCGCCUUCUCGCUAGAUGGCUCGAAAAUUGUCUCAGCCUCGAACGAUGGGACUAUUCGGCUGUGGGACGCAAUUACUGGUCGCUCUCUGAGCGUAAUCCUCGAAACUCGCCAGUUCGGGAUUUGCACUCUCGCGUUUUCGCCGGACGGCUCACGAAUCGUUUCUGGCUCGAGAGACUGUAGGAUUCAUCUUUGGGACGCGCAUGUGGGUUCACUAUUGGGAGAACUCCGCGAAGGUCACACAUAUGGGGUCAAAGCUGUCAUCUUCUCCCCAAAUGGCUCACAAAUUGCCUCUGCCUCGGACGACUGUACCAUUCGACGAUGGGAUGCAAUUACAUGUCAGCCAAUAGGGGAGCCUCUCAGAAGUCACGAGAGCGAAGUCAUAACCAUCGCGUUCUCUCCAGAUGGCUCACGAAUUGCCUCUGGUUCGAGAGACAGUAUGAUUCGACUUUGGAGCACAGAUACCGGUCAGCCGUUAGGCGAACUCCGAGGUCACGAAUACGGCGUGGAAGCCGUGGCCGUUUCACCAGACGGCUCGAGAAUCGCCUCUGGCUCGCGGGACAAGACGAUUAGGCUCUGGGAUACGGCCACUGGCCGAUCUCUAGGAGAGCCACUUCAAGGACACGAACAUCCGGUUUCGACCCUCGCGUUCUCACCCGAUGGCUCGCGACUUGUCUCUGGCUCAUACGAUAAAACGAUUCGUCUGUGGGAUGUAGACAGGAGACAGCCAUUAGGGGAGCCACUAUUAGGCCAUGAAUACUCGAUCACGGCAGUCGCAUUUUCGCCAGAUGGCUCACAGAUUGUCUCUGGGUCAUAUGACGAGACAAUUCGACUAUGGGAUGCAAACACUGGAAGACCGUUGAGAGAGCCAUUCCGAGGUCACGGAGCCUCGGUUAAUACCCUGGCAUUGUCGCCGGAUGGCUCGCGAAUCGCCUCUGGCUCAACGGACCAAACGAUUCGACUCUGGGAUAUAGGCACCGGCCAGCAAGUAGGAAAUCCACUGCGGGGUCACGAAGGCUCUGUUGAUACCCUAGCAUUCUCGCCGGAUGGCUUACGAAUCGCCUCUGGCUCAAAAGACAAGACGAUUCGACUUUGGGAUGCAAUCACCGGUCGGCCCCUGGGAGAGCCACUAAGAGACAAAGAAACUUUAUUUUAUACCCUAGCAUUCUCUCCUGAUGGCUCACGGAUCGUCUCUGGCUCCUAUGACCACACAAUCCAACUGUGGGAUGCUAGCACUGGUCGAUUGUUAGGAGAACCAUUUCGAGGUCACAAAUGCUUGGUUACAACGGUUGCAUUUUUGCCAGAUAAUUCACGAAUCAUUUCUGGCUCGAUCGAUAAGACAAUUCGACUGUGGGAGACGGAAAUUGAUGCGAACAAGAAGGGAGUCAGUCAAAAUGACAGAAGGUCUCAGGACUCACAACUUGGGAGCGCUGUACCUGACCCUAUAACCGUCACUGUGCCAGGAUUCAAGGAGUGUUCGCUUUCACAUGAUGGUUGGGUGCGAUCUUCUAGUAAACUCCUCUUCUGGGUACCACCAGAGAACCGACAUGGACUACAAUAUUCGCACCUUUUGACUUUACCGACAAGCAGCCUACUCCGUGCUACCAAACUUGAUUUCGCCCGCUUCCAAUGUGGCCUCUCUUGGGCAAGUGCUCGAGAAGAUGCUAGCCAUUGA